CCCUCUCCCUUCCCUGACCCUACCACAGCCCCUCAUUUGCUCAUCAAAACACGCAAAGCUUUCUCGGGAAACCGUACUUCAUCGGUUCAUCCUUUAGUAAUGGCACCGAGGGAGAAAUCGGCCGUCACCGCCGCUGUUAAAGUUAACGGAAUUGCGAAGGAGGUGCAUUUCAGGGGUGUGAGGAAGAGGCCGUGGGGGAGAUACGCGGCGGAGAUUAGGGAUCCAGGCAAGAAGAGCCGUGUUUGGCUCGGAACUUUUGAUACGGCGGAGGAAGCUGCUCGUGCUUAUGACGCCGCAGCACGCGAGUUUCGCGGAGCCAAAGCUAAAACUAACUUCCCUUUUGCCAGUGAGAAUGUUGACAACUUCAAUCACAACAGGAAUAACAAUAAGAUUAUUAAUAGCAAUAACCAGAGCCCGAGCCAGAGCAGUACCGUGGAGUCCUCUAGUCGGGAGGCGGCUCCCAUGAUCGAAUCAUCACCGUUGGAUCUCAAACUCGGUGGGGCUGGAUUUGGCUCCGCUGUUAGAUUCCCUUUUCAGCAGGUGCCGGCGAUGGCCGGAGUUUUUGUCGGCAACGUUCCCAAUCCGAACGUGUUGUAUUUCGAUUCGGUUAUGGGAGCCGGACAUCGUCUGCCUACUCAGCAACAUGCACAGCUCAGAUUUGAUCAGCAUAACCAUCGUGAUUUCAACGCCGUGCUUUCUGGUAUGGCCCAGAGCGAUUCCGAUUCAUCGUCCGUUAUUGAUUUCGGUCAUCGUGAUCUCAUCAACAAGCCAGCGAGAGUUCUAGGUCUCGAUCUGAACCUCCCUCCCCCGCCUGAAAUCGCCUGAUUUUCCCUGAGAUUUUGCGUCGCAAGAUCGCAACCGUAGAUUCAUCGGGUUUUUUUUUUAACGUUAUUUCAGAUUUUCAUCUACUCUUCUUAAUUAUUUACUCCGAUUUCCUUCUGGUUUAAGUCUUUAAGAUGGGCUUCGUAAGGGAAAAAAAGAAAAAGAAAGAAAAGACAAAAGAAUAUAACGGUGAGAAGUUUUGGAGAGCGUGACUGUGAUCCGAUGAUAUGUUUAACGAUCACUGAUCAGCUCUUGUUGUGUAUAGGUAACUAGAUCCCCUUUUUUGCAACAGAUCGAGGAACCAGCGUUUCUCAUUGUUGUUCAUAACUAGCUACUUUCUGUAUCUCUUCUGAUUCACUGAAUGAAUUUAACAAAAGAUUAUUAUCAUA
Tripterygium wilfordii is the source of this 1211-nucleotide messenger RNA. Its product is annotated as ethylene-responsive transcription factor 4. The record is from RefSeq and is a predicted model, not a curated record. Bases 100 to 825 code for a protein of 241 amino acids. Gene Ontology annotation, biological process: regulation of DNA-templated transcription. Lineage: Eukaryota; Viridiplantae; Streptophyta; Magnoliopsida; Celastrales; Celastraceae. The transcript has a single exon. Gene Ontology annotation, molecular function: DNA binding; DNA-binding transcription factor activity.